UGCCACCGAUCCCGCAGCCGCUCUGACCCGGCGUGGCUCUCGCAGGGCAGCACCCGCAGCACAGGGCGGGUUUUUGGGGGCCUCUCCCACCCCCGUCUCCCAGCGAGGGAGCAGGGAGCUGGUGGAGAGCUGCUGCUUGGACUGCAAAGCCCCAGUCCUGAAGACCAUCACCCAAAAGCACGGUCGGGGUCCGGUGCCUCUGGUGCCGCUGCUUCUCCCGGGAAGGAGGCGGUGGCCGCAUCCUGCUAGGAACCCGGGCUGUGGCCCUGGCACGGGUGACACCUCUGCCGGCAGGUAAGGAAGAUGGAUGGAUGAGUCGGCAAAGAGAAUCGUGCUCCUUUAACCCCCCGCUGCUCGGAGAGGGGCUUGCCAGGAUAUACCGUGGGAUUUUGGCUGUCGUGGGAGCCCUGCGCCCGGCAAAGGAGCCGCCUUCAGCCCCUGGAGACCUGGGGGCUGCCUCCCCCGUCCCGCCGAAGCAGUUUACCGGCCGCCGUGGAAGCUGUCCUGCACCCGUGGAUCCCGAGAGGACGAGCACCCACAUGAUCUCGGCGGAUGAUGCCGAGUACCCGCGGGAGUACCGGACCUUGGGCAACGGCACCCGGCGCUUCUCCAACGUAGGGCUGGUGCACACCUCGGAGCGCCGGCACACCGUCAUCGCCGCCCAGAGCCUGGAGGCCCUCACCGGCCUCCAGAAGUCGGAGAUGGAGCGCAAGCGGGAUGCCUUCAUGGACCACCUGAAGAACAAGUACCCGCAGCACGCGCUGGCGCUCCGGGGACAGCAGGAGCGCAUGCGGGACCAGCAACCCAACUACUGGAGCUUUAAGACGAGGAGCUCCCGACACUCCCAGGGCUCCCAGCCCGGCUUGGCCGACCAAGCCAAACUCUCCUUCGCUUCGGCCGAAUCCCUGGAAACCAUGUCGGAAGCAGAGCUGCCCCUGGGGUUCAACAGGAUGAACCGGUUCCGGCAGAGCCUGCCCUUGUCCCGCUCCACCAGCCAGACGAAGCUGCGAUCGCCAGGGGUCCUUUUCCUGCAGUUUGGGGAUGAGACGAGGCGCGUCCACAUCACCCACGAGAUCAGCAGCAUGGACACUCUGCACGCCCUCAUUGUCCACAUGUUCCCCCAGAAGCUCACCAUGGGGAUGCUGAAGUCUCCCAACACUGCCAUCCUCAUCAAGGACGAGUCGCGCAAUGUCUUCUACGAGCUGGAGGAUGUCCGCGAUAUCCAGGACAGAAGUAUCAUUAAAAUCUACAGGAAAGAGCCACUCUACGCCUCGUUCCCAGCCUCGCACAUCACCAAUGGCGACCUGAGGAGGGAGAUGGUGUACACCUCCAGGGAAUCGUCUCCCACCCGCCGGCUGAACAACAUGUCCCCGGCUUCCCACCUCACCUCGGGCUCCCCUCCGCCGGUGCUCCAGUCCUCCUCGCCGUCCCGUUCCCGCAUGUCCUACAGCGGGGGCCGCCCGCCCUCCUACGCCGGCAGCCCCGUCCACCACAGCGAGCGUCUCUCCAACCUGCCGCCCGCCCAGGGCGUCUCGCCCAGUCCCAGUGCCAUCCUGGAGCGCCGGGACGUGAAGCCGGACGAGGACUUGGCCGGCAAGAACGUGGUGCUGGUGAAGAAUGAGGGGCUGUACGCCGAUCCCUACGGAAUGGUGCACGAGGGCCGGCUCAGCAUCACCUCCACCCAGUCCCUGGCUGGCAUGGGAGACCCUUUCGGCUACUCGGGGGGGCUGUACAAGCGGGGGUCCGUUCGCUCCCUCAGCACCUACUCGGCGGCCGCCUUGCAGACGGAGCUGGAGGACAGCCUGUACAAGCCCAACGCGCCCAUUUACAGCGACACAUAUGGACCCGGCUUGGGUUUCCGCAUGCCCCCCUCUUCCCCGCAGAAGAUGGCCGAUGGCCGGCUGGUGGACGUGCAGCCGGGGCAAAGCCCGCACAGCCCCUACUCGGGACCCCCCAGCCGCUCCUCACCCGUCCGUCAGUCCUUCCGCAAGGACUCCUGCUCCUCCGUCUUCAUGGAAAGCCCCGUCAACAAGCCACGCAAUCCCAGCUCCUCUGGUCCUCCGGAGCUGUUUCCCGGCCCCAGUGAUCGCCCGCUCUCGGGGUUCGGCUCCCCUGGACCAGCUAAGGAUACGGAAACGAGGGAGAGGAUGGAGGCGAUGGAGAAGCAGAUCGCCAGCCUGACGGGGCUGGUGCAGAGCGCGCUGCUCCGCGGCUCCGAGGCCGAGACCCCCAGCGAGAAGACAGAAGCCACCAACGGCGGGACCCCCCCAUCAGCGUCGACCAGCCGCAGCGGCAUGGGGACACCGGUGCCCGCGCCCCCGCCGCCCUCCGCCACCAGCACGCCGGCGGGGCAGCCCACUGCCAUCACCCGCUUGCACAUGCAGCUGCACCUCCACGACCUGCAGCAGAACGCCAGCGACCUCCGCAACCAGCUGCAGCAGCUCAAGAAGCUGCAGCUGCAGAACCAGGAGACGGUGAAGACGAUGCUGCGGCGGACGGAGACGGAGAUCAGCGUUCGGGUGACGGACACCAUGCGCAAACACGAGGACCCCUUGCAGCGCCAGCGCAGCUUGGUGGAAGAGGAGCGGCUCCGCUACCUCAACGAGGAGGAGCUGAUCACCCAGCAGCUCAAUGACCUGGAGAAGUCGGUGGAGAAGAUCCAGAAGGAUUUGGCCCACAACCACCGGCUCAUCCCUGUGCAGGAGCUGGAGGAGAAGGCAGUGGUGCUCAAGCAGCUGGGGGAGACGCUGACAGACCUGAAGGCCCAGUUCCCCAGCCUGCAGAGCAAGAUGCGGGUGGUGCUGCGGGUGGAGGUGGAAGCAGUCAAGUUCCUCAAGGAGGAGCCGAACCGCCUCGACGGUCUGCUCAAACGCUGCAAGACGGUGACGGACACCCUCGCCCAGAUCCGCAGGCAAGUGGACGAGGGCGUGUGGACCUCCCCCAGCAACCUCAGCCAGUCCCCCAAGAAAGUGGCCCCUGAGACCGACUUCAGCAAAGGGCUGGAUUUGGAGAUGCCCACCAGCCCCCCAGUGAACCUCCACCACCUGACGGCCGUCACCGAGACCCUGGCCAUGCCCAGCUUUGGGCACAGCCCCCCCCAAACCCAGACCCAUCCCUCCAAGAGCAAUAACCCUUCCCGAGCUCCGGAGAUGGUACCCGCCAAGACCCAGACGGGCCCGGAGACCCCCAGCAAGAAGAGUGCAGACAAAGCUGUAUCCGUGGAGGCUGCCGAGCGGGACUGGGAGGAGAAGCGGGCAGCGCUGACCCAGUACAGUGCCAAGGACAUCAACCGUCUCCUGGAGGAGACGCAAGCUGAGCUGAUGAAGGCCAUCCCCGACCUGGAGUUCGCUGCCAAGCACAAGCAAGCCACGGGCAGCGGCAGCGCUGCCUCCACGCCUGAGCACAAACCCUCCAAGCCGCAGCACGCACCCAAGUCGGGGGGCAAGGGGGACCCCAACGGCCGCAGGGGAUCAGACGAACUGACGGUUCCACGGUACCGGACCGAGAAACCCUCCAAAUCGCCGCCACCUCCCCCUCCACGCCGGAGCUUCCCCUCGUCCCAUGGGCUGACCACGACCCGCAGCGGCGAAGUCAUCGUCACCAGCAAGAAGGAGCCUGGUUUUAUGAAGAAGGCCGAGUCGGAAGAGCUGGAGACCCAGAAGCCCCAGGUGAAGCUGAGACGGACGGUGUCGGAGGUGGUCAGGCCAGCGUCCACCCCUCCCAUCAUUGCGUCUGCCAUCAAAGACGACGACGACGAGGACCGCAUCAUUGCGGAGCUGGAGAGCGGUGGCGUUUCCAUCCCAGCCAUGAAGGUGGUGAACCCGGCGUCCCGGCUGAAGCAGAGCCAGCAGGGCAGCCCCGACAAAAGCAAGCACAUAAAGCAGCGGAUGGAGUACAUGCGGAUCCAGGGCCAGCAGCAGGCCGCUAGACCAUCUAAAGAGGCUAGUGAGACUUCCCCCGCGGUCUCAGAAAAACCCGCAUCUGGCAGAACAUCCAUCCCCGUAUUGACUUCCUUUGGGGCAAGGAACUCCUCCAUCUCAUUCUGAGCAUCCUUGCCAGCUCCACCCAACCGCUCUCCUGCUCCUGGGGCCGGGCUUCUCUCUUCCUUGGGCUCCUCCUCCCUGGGACUUGUCUUCUUGAGGCACCUGGAGGGAUCGCCACCCGUCCCUCUCUUUCUGUUUUUUUCAAUGUCUUGCUCCAAUGUGGCCGACCUCGUGUCUCGCCUCUGCUCCGCCACGGCCCGACUCGUGUCUCGCCUCUGCUCCGCCACGGCCCGACUUCUGUCUCCCAUCUCGCUCUGCAAUGGCCAACCAGCCACUUUCUGUUUCUCUCUCUCUUUCUCCUCCCUUUUCCUUUUCUUUUUCCUUUUCGUUUCGGUUCGUUUGGGUUGCUGUCGGUUUGGUUUUUCUCCCUCCCUCCCUCCCCCGCCCCGCCAUUUUCUGUUUAUUUAAGAGCUCUCAGAGCUUCACUCCACCGGUUUCACCAGCUUCAAGCAAGGAGGACGCCGGGCAGCGCCCGACCCCGCUGCCCGCGCGGGCAGCACCCAUCCCACCUCGGAAAAGUGGGAAACG
This is a messenger RNA of Aquila chrysaetos chrysaetos, 4571 nucleotides long. RefSeq names its product SRC kinase signaling inhibitor 1 (gene SRCIN1). Gene Ontology annotation, cellular component: actin cytoskeleton; cytoplasm; postsynaptic density. NCBI's taxonomy places the organism in Eukaryota, Metazoa, Chordata, Aves, Accipitriformes, Accipitridae. The record is from RefSeq and is a predicted model, not a curated record. Gene Ontology annotation, biological process: regulation of dendritic spine morphogenesis.